AUGAAAGGCUUGGUUGGCACUAGGGCGAUUUCGAACCCUCGACCGUGCGGCUACAGCAGCGACUGCGCUACACCCGCCCUGCCUCGUAGUAAACGCCUCGCAGAACAAGUUCGAGUUGCCGGACAGAAACUUGCGUCGCCGACUAAGUUGUGGGAGUUUGGCGGUCGAACAAAUCAACUUCACUGCUCGUCUCGCGAACGCAACAAUUGGCGAUCGGAGAUCAAGAAGAAAGAACGCUCAGAAGAAGCAGGAUCACGCAGAAGAAGUCGAAAGAAAUCAGAAGGAAGAAGAACAAGUUCAUCAGAAGGCAUGAAGAUGCUGAGAGGAACCGAAGACAAGCCUUCGUACUCGCAGCUCGAGAAGCUUCUUUCAGCAAUGGAAGUCAGCAAGGAUCAAUACGAUCAGCUAAGUAAGGACAUGCAAAUGUUCGUGUCCGACAAGAAGAGAUUCAGUCUUGCUGGACAGCAACAACCGCGGUUUAAUCUCCAUAAAGAUGAGACAAGGAUGCAAAUCGUAGGGGAUCGUGGUGAUGGCAUCCUAGCGAAACAACUGCACAAGAUCGACUUCGAGAAGGUAGUCGCAAAUCUGAGAAAGCUGUUUGCAUCCAAGAAGGCGCUGAUUCGACGUACGUACAUUGCGUCCUGGAUAUGUGGCGGCACAUCACGUCCUGGAUAUGUGGCAGCACGGGUACCUCUUGACUGUUCCCCACCGAGCGGAAAUUAUCGCAGAUUUGAAGAAGCAAUACGCAAAGUAUUCAAGAGGGGACUUCGCAGAUGUUUCAAGACUAAGAAGUUGCUGUUGAAGGACAACGCAGUACCUGUUUUCAAGAAGCGACAAGUACCUUAUGCCUCCGUGCCAGACUUGGGUGCUGAAAUUGAUCGGCUGAUUGCCAAAGAAGUGAUCUCACCAGUAGAGCAUUCAGAGUGGGCCACGCCUUUCGUUAUAGUCAAGAAGUGA
Necator americanus (New World hookworm) is the source of this 957-nucleotide messenger RNA. RefSeq lists its product as uncharacterized. The record is from RefSeq and is a predicted model, not a curated record. The coding region runs from base 1 to 957 and encodes 318 amino acids. NCBI's taxonomy places the organism in Eukaryota, Metazoa, Nematoda, Chromadorea, Rhabditida, Ancylostomatidae. The transcript has 4 exons.